AAUCACCGUCUGCCUCCUCGGCAGGGGAGCUGCUCCAGACUCGGGAAGGGAGCGCGGCGACGGCACAUCUCACCUACACCAGCAUGUGAGUCAUUCCCAGGAAUGAGAAAGCCAGUUGCGCCAGUUGCUCCUGGUCGGGGGAAUUUUGACUCUCCGAUCAGGCAUCGCAAAAAAGGCGAUCGGAAGCAAAAAAGCUUACUUCCAGAUAUGAUUUAUUUAACAACUUCUUUGCAAGAAAUACUCCUACGCCUAUUUUAGUUGCAAGAUCCAUUAUGGAGGAGUCUAAGGCACUUUAGAGAUGCAGCUAACAGACAAAUGGAAGGCGACAAUGGUGACAGAAUGUAAAGCUGGUACAGCCCAUGCUGAAUCCUGGAUCUACAGCUACCAGCGCGACGCCUGAAAAGCCUUUCAGCCAAAAGCCUACAGCAACACAAAUAAUGGGGCACAAUUCAUCUUAUGGAAAACUGCCAGAUUAUCACCCGAGCCAAGACAACGUUACUUCACCUAACCACACAGCCGGCCUGCUCGGGAAUUCCACCCACGACGAGUUCACCACCAUCGUUCUGCCUGUGCUUUACCUCGUCAUAUUCCUGGCAAGCAUCUUGCUGAACGGACUCGCCGUGUGGAUUUUCUUCCACAUCAGAAAUAAAACCAGCUUCAUCUUUUACCUCAAAAACAUCGUGGUUGCAGACCUUCUCAUGACGCUGACAUUUCCAUUUAAGAUAAUUCAGGACUCCCAACUGGGACCAUGGCACUUUAACUCCCUUCUAUGCCGAUAUACCACGGUUUUGUUUUAUGCAAACAUGUAUACCACCAUCGUGUUCCUGGGACUCAUCAGCAUCGACCGGUACCUGAAAGUCGUGAAGCCGUUUGGCGACUCCAGGAUGUACAGCAUCACCUUCACCAAGAUCCUGUCCGCCUGCGUGUGGGUCGUCAUGGCUUUCCUGGCUUUACCAAACCUGAUCCUUACGAACGGCUACCCGACAAAGAAAAACAUAGAUGACUGCAUAAAACUGAAGUCGCCCCUGGGAGUAAAAUGGCACACGGCUGUCAUUUAUAUCAAUAGCGGGAGGGACAAUCAGAUCAGCUUUCACUCCUGCCUCAUUCCACCUUAGAGAAGACCCAACAAAAGCAUCCCUUGACAGACUUGCAUAUGAGGAAACUGAGCAAUGACCAUUAAACUGAAAAUGCAGUGUCACAGCACUUUCUGUGCAUAUAUGCACACUUUUCUAUGCUUAAUACAACAUGGACAUGACUGAAGCAUUAAGUUCUUAGUUUAAAGCUAUUUAAAUACAACUUUGCUUUCAACUCUUGGAAGCUACUACUGUGCAUGACAAGCAGGUGAAACUCAUUUUUGGAGGGCAGUUCAGGCAGCACCUUAGGGCUAUUAAUUUACACUGUGACACAGGCAGCCAGGAAAGAAGCGGUGGUAAAGGAGAGCUUCCAAAAAUUGAGGCAAAGAGAGUUGACUGAAAACAGGAAUAACGAAGACCAUCUGCUGCAUGAAAAGGUGCUGACUAAUGACUAAGCUAUUUAAAAGAAGGAAAAAGCAGCUCUGGAGAACGCCCCAGCAGAGCUAGCACCGAUCUGGAAUACCUGAAGUCACUGUAACUACCUCCUGGCAGUCCUGGCGCUGCACGGUCCGUUAAGACCAGCCCGGCCUUGUUCGGAAGAAGGGCAGAGGAAACCACGACCCUCUGCAGCAGCAGCUGUGCAGAUGUUCCUGCACCAGGCUGAACUCGGCUUGUCCUGGCAGCGUCGCCAGGCCACCGGGGCAGCCCGGGCUUUGGUCCCUUUAGGACCUAAUAUUUAAACCGCCAAAUCGAGCAGAUUCUCAGUUAACAAAGAUUGCACAGCGUCAAAUGAACGCACCAAGGUCUUGUCGGAAGACGUUGCAAAGAGAGGUGGGGAGGAAGGAGAACCGCCUCCCUGCCCUGCGCCAGGGCACGCGAUCAGCUCUAGCCAAGAGAGGUUGCCAUGAACUCACAGUAUUUAAAACAGCAGCUCUGGUAAGCUAUUUAUCUGCACUUCAGGAUGUCCAACAGAAACAGCCAGAGCUCCACACGUUAAAGGCCACACACGUUAUCUUACAGCUGUAAAACUUCUUUCGUUUGCUCCGUGCAACCUUUCGACAUAUUGUCAGCACGACUGGAAAAAAUCAGCGUGGAGAAUAUUUUUGGCUACUCAAGGCUGAAAGGAUGUCUUUGUAUUUAAUCCAGUAAGCCGUAUAGUAUUUAUGUGAAUCAUUUUAUCCUGUAUUUCACUGGGGAUUAAGUCAGAUUUGUUUAGAGUUAAAAGCGGCUCAUGCAAAAAAUAAACAGCCGAUCUAAACAAAGAGUGUAGACUGUAAGGGGCUGACGGGUGUUUUGAGCAAUGGAUGUUGAAAGGUAUCGUAGGCAGUGUAGUUAAACCGAGCAAACAGAAGAUGGCAAUAGUCCAUCACCACUUGCCUUGCUCAUAUAAGGAGUUUCCUUUCAAUAUAGAAAAAAUUAGUUUGCAAAAAAUGUUGGAAAAUGCAGCUUUCAAACUAGAAGAUAAAGCAUUUCAUUAAAACUUCUUGGAUAAAAUUUUCCACAGAAGCAGGGCUUUCUGUUUUGUUUUUGGAACAUUUAGUCAUAUUCUAUUUUAUAUAAAAAUGAAAAAGUUGAAGUGUUAUAAUAUUUGGGUUAAUGUAAGUAUUAUAGCACAAAACUACUUACACUGUUAUGGGGGAGAAAUCCUUUCUGAAAAAGGCAGGGGACAUUUUUCUAGAUAUUUAUCCUACUUGAAAAUAUUUUGAACAGCCAGCGUUCCUCAAAAUAAACCCUCUUUUGCAAGCA
Dromaius novaehollandiae (emu) is the source of this 2819-nucleotide messenger RNA. It is a transcript of the gene GPR87, whose product is annotated as G protein-coupled receptor 87. NCBI's taxonomy places the organism in Eukaryota, Metazoa, Chordata, Aves, Casuariiformes, Dromaiidae. The coding region runs from base 360 to 1115 and encodes 251 amino acids. The record is from RefSeq and is a predicted model, not a curated record. Gene Ontology annotation, molecular function: G protein-coupled purinergic nucleotide receptor activity. Gene Ontology annotation, biological process: G protein-coupled receptor signaling pathway. Gene Ontology annotation, cellular component: membrane. The transcript has 4 exons.